UAAAUGUGACUUGAACAGCGCGAACAUGGCUUUCCCUGGUAAUAUUAAUAUCCGAAAAUUUGAGAAUAUAGGGCGAACUGAGUGUUUUUGUGCCUGUGUGAAACCAAAUGUUAAAUUAAAAUACUAUUGACUGUUGUUUGUGGUGGCUAAACGACAUUUGCAACUAGAAAAUCGAAUCCGUUGUGCUAUUCACGCCUUCUCCCUGUAUGCCGGCGCUGUGUGUUUUUGCGUGAAAAAUCGAUGGACUGAAUUUGUUACGCGUGCGAGUGAAUAAGAAUAUUUUUUGUGACGCUUGCAAAAAAAUAAGUGAACGCGUAGCAGCAGAGACCCAACACACACACACAUAAGCACACGCUAGCAAAAGUGAACUGAACAAUUAAAUUGCAAUAAACAAAUCAAUAAAAAUAGGCAUUUUUUAAAUAAAUCAUUAGCUGGUGGUGAAAAGUGGACAAAAAUGCAGCAACUUUACACAGAGCGCAUGAGUUGAAGUGACAGCCAAGCAGUCGCCGUCGCAGUCGCAGCGCUGCGCCGCGCCACUCUGCAGCAGAGACGUCGACGCUGUCGCCGCCAUAGGUAUGCUGUAGCACAAGCAGAGCAGUACGACGCGACAGCAAAACAGCCGAAACGUAACGUUUGCCAAAGAUUACAUAUAGGAAUUAGACCAGUCCAGAGUUCGAUUGCAGAAUCAAACGGAAGAUACCGAAAAUCUCAAUAAAAGAAUGACAUCCAGACUCGAUCGUCUUUUCAUACUACUCGAGUCCGGUUCGACGGCUGCCACACGUCAUGCAGCUGCCAAGCAGAUUGGCGAAGUGCAGAAACUGUAUCCACAUGAGCUGCACACGCUGCUGAAUCGCCUCGUGGGCUAUUUGCACAGCAGCUCGUGGGAGACGCGCAUUGCGGCGGCACAAUCGGUGGAGGCGAUACUGAAACAGGUGCCGCCAUGGCAGCCGGAAUUGCAAUUGGGGGCCAUUAACCUAAAGAAGGAGCGACAGGGCAGCGAUGCCACCGAGGAGGACAGCUGCCAAUCGAAUGCCUCAUCAUCGACCACAACAACGCCGUGCAACGAGCGAUUACUCAGCUUCGAUGAGUUUGAUCUACAGCAGAUACUGCAGAAGGGCGCACGCCUGAUUGGCUCCGAGGGCAAUGAGUUCGAUGUGCAAGAGGAGCAACCGGCAAGUGGAGGCGGCGUCGAGGAGCAGAGCGUGGCCGCUCGACUGAUUCGCCAGCGAGCACUGCUCAAUGAUAAACUGGGACUCACUGCCGCCGCCAAGCUGGGCGUCAAUCUGACUGACAUGAUCACCGACGAGGAUGUGGCCUUGACGCGCAGCGGCACCAGCUACAAUGUCAAUGCCGAGAAGCUGCCGGUGGAGCACAUACUGAACAUUAAGCCGGCAGCAGCAAAUGGAGGAGCAACUGCCAGCGCUUGCGCCACUGCCACAGGUCAAAAGCUCAGCUGUCGCGAGAUGAAUCGAGCCAAGCGCAAAGCUCGUCAAGGCAGCUCAACGGGCGCCGCCUCUGCCUCCGCUGUAGCAGUCUCAGUGACGCCCACCUGCAGUCGGCGCAACUCAACAGCUGGCAUCGCAGCUGCUGGCAGUAACAGCAACAGCAGCGGCAGCAGCUGCACCGGCAGCAACAGCAACGGAGCAAGCACAGUCGAUGAGCCAGAGAAGAAGAAACUGAAGGCAAACGACACACAUGAAAUAUUCUACAGCUUAAACACCGCUGUUCCGGAUGCGACGGGCACGUGGGUCGACGCCGUCUCGUGGCCAUUGGAAAACUUUUGUGCGCGCCUUUUCAUUGAUCUCUUUCACGCCAAGUGGGAGGUGCGUCACGGGGCGGCAACUGCGCUGCGUGAGCUCAUCAAUCAGCACGGCACAGGAGCGGGCAAGUGCGGCUAUCAGAGUGUGGAGCAAAUGCACGAGGCGCACAGUCGUUGGCUAGAGGAUGCAGCACUUCGAUUGCUAUGUGUGCUCUGCCUGGAUCGGUUCGGCGACUUUGUUUCGGAUCAAGUGGUGGCGCCGGUGCGUGAGACUUGCGCCCAAGUGCUGGGCACGCUGGUCAAGGCCAUCGAUGAGAGCAAAGUGCAUCGCAUCGUGGACAUCCUGCUGCAGCUGAUACGCCACAAGAACGAGUGGGAGGUGCGCCAUGGCGGUCUGCUGGGACUGAAGUAUGUGUUCGUGGUGCGCGAGGAACUGCUGUCCAUUUAUCUGCCGAAAUCCAUAUCGGAUAUAUUGCUGGGUCUGCUCGAUGUGGUCGAUGAUGUGGGCGCCGUGGCAGCAGCAACUCUGAUACCAGUGGCCAAGUGGUUGCCCAAGUUGCUGAAUGCUACGCAAGUGUCGUCCAUUGUGAAGAUGCUGUGGGAUCUGCUGCUGGAUCAGGAUGAACUCACCUCGGCUUGCAACAGUUUCAUGGGUCUGCUCGCAGCCAUAUUGUGCCUGCCCAUGGCAGCUAGUUGGAUACAAAUGGAGCCCAUUGGUACGUUAGUGCCGCGUCUGUUUCCCUUUCUAUCGCACAGCACCAGCUCAGUGCGUCGCUCCACGCUGAAGACGCUGCUCACGCUCACAAGCAGCGGCGAGAGUUCGCUCGUUAAGCAGAAGCCAGAGAAUGGCAAGCCAGAGACGCCAGAGAUGAAGCUCAACUUUGGUGUCGUCGACUGGAACUGGCAACUGUUGCAGCAGGCGCUGCGUCACAUCUACCAGCGCAUGCUGGUUGAGCCCCAAGCGGACAUUCAAGCGCUGGCCCACCAGGUGUGGUCUAACAUCAUACAGUAUGCGGAUCUGGGAGCCCUUUUGCACGCCGCCUGUCCGCAUGUCUCCACCUGGAUUUGUCUGGCCAUGCAGCCGCCCCGCCUGGCCUUCGAUCCCGCCGUGCUCAUUCGCGCAAUUGCCGGUAGUGACGUUGCCUCCUCCACUGCGGCAGGCGCCGCACGUCGUCGCACACCACGCAUGGGCGAUGAUCUGGGCGGCGCUGCUUUGGCGCACUCGAAUGCCAUGCAGAAGCUGUACUUGGGUGGCAGCGAGGCGACACCGUUGGAGAUUCGUGAGGCGAACUUUAUGCGUGCCCGCAUCACUGCAUCGCGAGCAAUGGGCGCACUUUCGCACUACCUGGUGCAGCCGGCGCCUGGAGUGCUCUAUACGCCACAGGUGGAGAGUCCCACAGAUUGCUACACCAAGGUGCUGCUUGGUCAUUUGAAUGCACGCUCUGCUGUGCAGCGAAUUGUGUGCGGCCUCAUCAUUGCGUUCUGGGCGUUGGAGGAUGAGCCGGUGCGACCAGGUCCGCCCAAUUUGCAGGAGAAGCUGCAUCAGUGCAUGUCCGAGUCGUUCUACUAUGAUGAGUUGGCCAUGUCGCUUACCAGACUGCUGCAGGAGGCACUCGACUUUAUUGCCACGCUGAAGCAGAACAAAAUACCCAUCAAUGAUUUCAACAAUGCCAAGGUGCUGACGCUGGAGCAGAUCGAUGCGGUGGCCACCACACUCAGCGACAAUCUGCGCAGUCAUGCGCUCAAGCCAAAGGUGCUGGACAUGCUGCUGGAGCGUCGACGCAGCCUGCAGGCCUCGUAUCAGCAGACAACGGGCGAGCAGUUUGCCUAUCAUGUUAGCGCUCAGGCUGCGAUGGCAGGAGCGAUUUGUGCACUGCACUGUUUGCCCGACAAGUUGAAUCCCGUGGUCAAGCCUCUGAUGGAGUCCAUCAAGCGGGAGCAGUGUGUGCCGCUGCAGCAGUUGUCAGCCGACUUUUUGGUGCAUCUGAUGGACCAAGUUUGUGAUAGAAAUCCUAGUCCCAACAACAAAAUCCUGAACAACCUCUGCACACUGCUGCGCAGCGAUGCCGAGCACACGCCUAAGCUGAAUAUGCCGACGCAAACGCUGCUAGAGACACGCCCGAACGAUAGCAAUGCCUCCGAGUACUAUGGCAUUCUCACGCUGACGCUGUCGCUGAACCCUCCAUCCGGCCACAGCAACACCACAGGAAGCAGCAAGCGAGCUGGCGCCACGACACCAUCGACAACGACAGCGCCACGCGGACCCGGCAGACCUCCGGCCAGUGAGGCGCUAGCGGUUGCAGCCGCUGCUGCCGCGUGCAUCGAGGCCAGCACCCAACAGGCCAAGGAGGCCGAGGCGCGUCAGUGUCGCACUCAGCGUCUGGGCGCCGCCUGUGCCAUAGCCAAGCUCUGCAGCACCUUCGGCGAACGCAUGGUGGACAAGGUGCCCAUCUUUCAGCAGCUGAUGUUCGGCAAGCUGCAGCAGUUUGUGGCCAGCGUCGAUGCAGACACGCUCAUCAGCACGCUGCCCGAUCUGACGGCCUGCAAUGAGUUGAUCAGUUCGUUGCAACUGAUUGAGACUGCGGCGCCGCAUCUGCAUGCCGCCCUGCAUCCGCAAUUGUUCGCGCUGCUGCCACAACUGGGCUGCAUUGUGCGUCAUCCUCUCAAGGUGUUGCGUCACAUGUCAGCGCGUUGCAUUGCCGCACUGGCGGACAUUGACACCUGCCGCACCAUGCAGUUUGUGGUCACUGAGUUGCUGGAGCUGCUGCUGAAGGUGGAGCGACCCAUUGAACGGCAAGGCGCCGUGGAAGCCAUUGAGCGAGUGGUGAAUCGCUUGCAGAUUCGUGUUGUGCCAUAUAUUGUGCUGCUGGUGGUGCCGCUGCUCGGCUCCAUGAGCGAUGCGGAUGAAUCUGUGCGACUACUGGCCACACACUCCUUCGCCACGCUCGUCCAACUCAUGCCGCUGGACAACAGCAGUGCUAGCAACAGCAAAAGCGGCGUCAAAACCGAGGGGGAAAUCAAGAACGAGCCACUGGAGGAGCGCAAGACGCGAGAUCGUGAAUUUCUCGACUAUCUAUUUAAGCCCAAGACCAUACCCGAUUACCAUGUGCCGGUGUCGUUGAGCGUGGAGCUGCGCGGCUAUCAGCAGGCGGGCAUCAAUUGGCUGUGGUUCCUCAACAAGUACAAUCUGCACGGCAUACUCUGCGACGACAUGGGCCUGGGCAAGACAUUGCAGACCAUCUGCAUAUUGGCUGGCGAUCAUUUGCAGCGCCAGGAGGCACAGCAGGCUUCGCUGCCCAGUUUGGUCAUUUGUCCGCCCACAUUGACGGGCCAUUGGGUCUAUGAGGUGGACAAGUUUCUGUCGCAAUCGCCAUCGCCUGUGCUGCGACCCUUGCACUACUUUGGCUUUCCCGUUGGACGUGAGAAGCUGCGUAGCCAAAUUGGCACCAGCUGCAAUCUUGUGGUUGCCUCUUACGACACCAUACGCAAAGAUAUCGACUACUUCAGUGGCAUACACUUCAACUACUGCGUAUUGGACGAGGGGCACAUCAUCAAGAAUGGCAAGACCAAGAGCUCAAAGGCCAUCAAACAGCUGAAAGCGAAUCACAGGCUAAUCCUCUCGGGCACACCGAUACAGAACAACGUGCUGGAGUUGUGGUCUCUCUUUGAUUUUUUGAUGCCCGGCUUUUUGGGCACCGAGAAACAGUUCAUCCAGCGCUACUCACGUCCCAUUCUGGCAUCACGGGAUGCCAAGAGUUCGGCCAAGGAUCAGGAGGCUGGCGUGCUGGCAAUGGAGGCGUUGCAUCGCCAGGUGCUGCCAUUCCUGCUGCGUCGCGUCAAGGAGGACGUGCUCACCGAUCUGCCGCCAAAGAUCACGCAGGAUCUGCUUUGCGAGCUGAGUCCGUUGCAGUUGCGCCUGUAUGAAGACUUUAGCAAUAAACAUCUGAAAGACUGUUUGAAUAAGUUGGACGAUACGGAGAAUCUCGGCAGUAAAACGCACAUUUUCCAGGCUCUGCGCUAUCUGCAGAACGUCUGUAAUCAUCCCAAAUUGGUGCUGCGGCAAUCCAAUGAUGAGCGCGUCAAUAUCGCCGCUCAGCUUGCCCUCAGCCAUAGCUCCUUGGACGACAUUGAGCACUCGGCGAAGCUGCCAGCGCUGAAACAACUGCUGUUGGACUGUGGCAUUGGUGUGCAGACAGAAUCUGUUAGUCAGCAUCGUGCUCUCAUCUUUUGUCAGCUGAAGGCCAUGCUGGACAUCGUCGAGCACGAUUUGUUGCGCAAGCAUUUGCCCAGUGUCACAUACCUGCGUCUGGAUGGCAGCGUGCCGGCCUCAUUGCGCCAGGACAUAGUGAACAACUUCAACAGUGAUCCUAGCAUCGAUGUUUUGCUCUUGACCACUCAGGUGGGCGGCUUGGGCUUGAAUCUGACUGGAGCUGAUACAGUCAUCUUUGUCGAGCACGACUGGAAUCCCAUGAAGGAUUUGCAGGCCAUGGAUCGUGCCCAUCGCAUUGGACAAAAGAAGGUGGUCAAUGUGUAUCGUCUGAUCACACGUAACUCGCUCGAAGAGAAAAUCAUGAGUCUGCAAAAGUUCAAGAUACUCACCGCCAACACGGUGGUGAGUGCCGAGAACGCCUCGCUUCAGACGAUGGGCACUCCGCAAAUAUUAGACCUGUUCCAGAGUGGCAAUGACAACAAGGCACAGAGUAGUGGAACAGCGGCUAUUGCUGCCGGCAGCGGUGGCAUGUCCAUGAACACUAUCAUUGAGAAUUUGCCGGAUUUGUGGUCAGAGUACCAGUAUGAGGAGGAAUACGAUCUGGGCAACUUUGUGCAGGCGCUGAAGAAGUGAAGAAGCCACUGCAAGACGAAGCCACAAUACUUUCUUCCGAGACUUCCUUCACAUACACACACAC
Drosophila sulfurigaster albostrigata is the source of this 6666-nucleotide messenger RNA. It is a transcript of the gene Hel89B, whose product is annotated as TATA-binding protein-associated factor 172. The record is from RefSeq and is a predicted model, not a curated record. Gene Ontology annotation, molecular function: DNA binding; ATP hydrolysis activity; ATP binding. NCBI's taxonomy places the organism in Eukaryota, Metazoa, Arthropoda, Insecta, Diptera, Drosophilidae.